Messenger RNA from Epinephelus lanceolatus (giant grouper), 2297 nucleotides. Lineage: Eukaryota; Metazoa; Chordata; Actinopteri; Perciformes; Serranidae. The record is from RefSeq and is a predicted model, not a curated record.
CGUGAAAGUAGGAAGUCAGUCUAUCCAACGUACACUCAACUGAGCAGAGGAGAAAACUGUUUGAGACAAGUGCUGCUGGUUUACCUCUCACACUUGAGAAGAUGAGUGAAUUGGAUGAAGGGGAGGACAGGUUAGGGUCUCCAGUUUCCAGCUGUCCCUCUGAGGAACUUUACACAGACAUGCCUGAAGACUUCAGUUAUGAGCCUGGACCGUCAGCAACAAAAGAGGAGUGGAAGAGGAGGGAUGUUUCUGUGGAGGAGCAGCCAUCAUCCUGUGCUUUAUGUCAGGACGUCCUGAAGGAUCCACUCUCUACCAGCUGCGGACACUGGUUCUGCAGUCAGUGCAUCACCUUGUACUGGGACCAGUCUGCUUCAUCAGGAGACUCCUUCUGUCCCCUGUGUAGUGUCAGUCAGACCAGCACUGUACAACCAGACAGUGGUCUGCAGAAGGUUUUAGAUGAACAUAAGAUCAGUCUGAGGAGGAGAUGUGACCGUGUGACUGAGGGAACUGAUGAAACAGGAAGUGAAACCCUCCUCAACAGGAUCUACACUGAGCUCUACAUCACAGAGGGACAGAGUGAAGAGAUUAAUACCCAACAUGAGGUGAAGCAGCUUGAGACAGCCCACAGGAUAAAGACCCUCCAUGAAACUCCAAUCAAGUGUCACGACAUCUUUAAAGCCUUACCUGACCAACAGGGACACAUCAGAGUUGUUUUGACGAACGGCGUCUCUGGCGUUGGAAAAACCUUCACAGUGCAGAAGUUCACUCUGGACUGGGCCGAGGGUUUGGAAAACCAAGAUGUCAGUCUGGUGAUUCCGUUUUCAUUCAGGGAGCUGAACUUGAUCAGAGAUGAGAAGUUCAGUCUUCUCACUCUGCUCCGUGUUUUCCAUCCAACAUUACAGAAGGUCACAGCAGAGGAGCUCGCUGUCUGUAAAGUUCUGUUCAUCUUUGACGGCCUGGAUGAAAGCAGACUGUCUCUGGAUUUCCACAACAAUGAGGUUGUGACUGAUGUCACACAGAAGUCAUCAGUCAACGUGCUGUUGACAAACCUCAUCGAGGGGAAGCUGCUUCCCUCGGCUCUGGUCUGGAUAACUUCCCGACCUGCAGCAGCCAAUCAGAUCCCUCCUGCAUGUGUUGACAGGGUAACAGAAGUACGAGGCUUCACUGAAGCCCAGAAGGAGGAGUACUUCAGGAAGAGAGUCAGUGAUGAAGAGCAGUCCAGCAGAAUAAUAUCACACAUCAAGACAUCCAGGAGCCUCCACAUCAUGUGUCUAAUCCCAGUCUUCUGCUGGAUCACUGCUACAGUUCUGGAUCACAUGUUGACUACAGAGCAGAGAGGAGAGCUGCCCAAGACCCUGACUGAAAUGUACUCACACUUCCUGCUGGUUCAGACAAAGAGGAAGAAGAAAAAGUAUGAUGAGGAACAUGAGACCAGUCCACAGGAGCUGACGGAGGCUGACAGGGAAGUUCUUCUGAAGCUGGGGAGGCUGGCGUUUGAACAGCUGGUGAAAGGAAACAUCAUGUUCUACCAAGAAGACCUGGAGCGCUGUGGUCUUAAUGUCACAGAGGCCUCGGUGCACUCAGGACUUUGUACAGAGAUCUUCAAAAGAGAGCGUGUGAUCUUCCAGAAAACAGUCUACUGCUUUGUUCAUCUGAGCGUUCAGGAGUUUCUGGCCGCAGUCUACCUGUUCCACUGUUUCACCAACAGGAAGACCGAGGUACUCAAGGACUUCCUGGGGAAAGACUGGAAUAAUUACCGAUCCCUGGGUGACUUCUUGCGGGGUGCCAUGGACAAGGACAACAGUGAUGGCAGUGAUCCUGAUUACCCAUCCCUGGAUGACUUCCUGAAAACUGCCAUGAAAAAAUCCCUCCAAAGUAAGAACGGGCACCUGGACCUGUUUGUCCGCUUUCUCCAUGGCCUCGCUCUCGAAUCAAACCAGAGACUCUUAGGAGGCCUGCUGGGUCAGACAGACAACAGUCCAGAAAUCAUCCAGAGAGCCAUCAACAACCUGAAGAAGAUGAACGUGUAUGAGAUCUCUCCUGAUAGAGGCAUCAACAUCUUCCACUGUAUGAUGGAGAUGAACGACGACUCGGUACAUCAGGAGAUCCAAGAGUUCCUGAUGUCAGGGAACAGAUCAGAGAAAGAACUCUCUGUGGUCCACUGCUCAGCCCUGGCCUACAUGUUACAGAUGUCAGAGGAGGUUCUGGAUGAAUUUGACCUGAGUACGUACAACACAUCAGACCAGGGACGUCUGAAACUGAUUCCAGCUGUGAGGAACUGCAGAAAGGCAGUGUAA